UUUAAUUUGUUUCAUUUUAUUAUUUUUUUCAAACAUGUGCGUACAACACCAAAAUUAAACAUUACCAGUGAGAAUAUUGAAUACAACAAUAACAAUAAUCAAAGCAAAAAAUUUAAAAUAGAACAAAAAAAAAAUAAUAAUAAUAAUGAUAAUGCGAACCCGACACGUCCGCAAAGGAGUAAGAUGAAGCAUUAUGCUUUUUUAAAAACCUACCCCUUCUUAUUUACUCAAUAAAAUCAAUAAGUCUCCAGCAAAAUAAAAUUAUAUUAACAAAAAAAUACAACAAAAAUAGAAUAAAUAAUAUAUUAAUAAUUUGUGAAAACACCCGGUAGUUAAUGCCCGUCUUCCCCCCUGUACCUCCUUCAAUGUAUCCAUCAAUAAUAUCUAAUGCUCAAUAUCCUGCUGGAUGUUAAAAAUGAAUCACAAGUAGCAACAACACAAAGUCUGCAAACUUUUUGUAAAAAAAUAAAAAUAAAAAGUACAAUUCAAAUAUCUACAUUAAGAAAACAUUGUGACAGAAAUGUUUCCUCUGUUUACGAAACUUAAUUACUGUUAAAAGUACCCCUCAUACUAGUGACCACAGUAUUUACAAUAUGAACUAGUUAAUGUAAAAAAUAUAUAUAUAUAUUAAUAAAUGAGCUAAUGUCACGAUAAAAUGAGUAGUGUUGAGUAGUGUUGAAUGAACCCUGACGUGUGAUUGGCUCUGUUGAUUUCAAACUGUGAAUCCUGCGGACGGGUGUUGUGUCGCGAUAGGUUUCCUUUCUUUCUUUCUUUUUUAAAUUCUAUAUUUUAUAACAAAAUCACAAUUCCAAGCAUAGCAGAAUCAGUUCAAUACAGUAAUUUCAAUAUUGAAAAAACAUAUCAGUGAGAAAUACUUAACAAUAUGUGAAAGCGACAAUGCAUGUUCAGGCAGGGGAAAAAACAAAAAAUUACAUAAAGAAAACAUUGUGACCGAAUUGUUUUCUCUGUUUAUGAAACUACAUUACUGAUAAAAGAACUCCUCAUACUCGUGACCAACGCAGUUACAACAUAAACUAGUUAAUGUCACGAUAAAAUGAUCUUGAAUUGUGUUGAAUGAACCCUGACGUGUGAUUGGCUCUGUUGAUUUCAAACUGUGAAUCCCGCGGACGGAUGUUGUGUCGCGAUAGGUUUCCUUUCUCUUGGAGCCGUAUGCCACUUCCGGUUACAUGACGACGACGGCGUCGGUACAAAAAGAGAGAAGGAAAACAGGAAAAUACCUUUCUUGGCGAGAACACUGGAAACUUAAUCUAAAUAGAUAUACCUACACAAUCGGGUUGCUCGUCUGGCGGUGUAACUGCCGAUUGACCUCAAGUUUCCGUGAUCUGAUCACGUUUGAGCAGUGACGGAUUAGUGAAAUUUGGAGUUUAUUGUUCUUCGCCUGCUCCCUCCAGCUAAGCUAUUUCUGUGCUGCCCUACCUAGCCGUGCUAGCUAACGUUAGCUAACGCUGGAUGCCAACACAGUGUGUGGACUUAGUUCAAAAUUAGCAAGCGGCUAGAAAGAGACUAGAGCGUUGUUAAUCCGCUCGGUUUGCAGCUGGACUCCGCUAACCUCUGCUAGCCCGAAAAACAGUAGUUUAGCGAGGAUGGCAACAUCGGCUCUGUACGCCUGUACCAAGUGUAACCAGCGAUAUCCCUUCGAGGAGCUGUCGCAGGGCCAGCAGCUGUGUAAGGUAUGUGAAGAUGUGAUGCUGGAUGACCACAGACAAGACACUAACAUCCCGAGUUUACACAGUGAGGAAGCGUGCCAGUGUUAUUGCCGACUGAGAGUGAUGGUGUUAGUUAAACAGGCUCAGAUUAUGUAACAGCUCUUAUCUCUCCAACCUGGACACACAAAUACAGCAACUCUAGCCGCGUUUGUAUACUAAAUACACUUUCAUACUGUCUCUAUAUCUGUUCAGUCUGAGGUAGUCCAGUUUUUAGAUUACCAAGAAAUGAAUUUCCUCCUCAACUUGUUGCUCAGACGGAGCUCCAAAUUUCUGAUCGUGGUGCACAGAGGGAGGCAGGCGUCUUUGGAGCCCUCUGUUUACACUUGUCUUCAAACCGCUCUCAGUCAUCACUGAUAAACGGCAUAAUGAUCAUAUAUGUGAAUCUGGGAUUUUUGAAUAGAGAGGAAUAAUCAUUCACAAGUGGUCGACCGAUAAUAUGGUACAAUUAGGACUGGGCGAUAGUUUCUGUAGGUCCACUUUGCGUUGAACCAAUCAUGUGCUGAAUUAGAACCAAGUAGCAAACAACUGCGUAGUAGCAGGCAGCAGCUACACGCAAACCAUAGCACUUUAAAGCUAAAAACAGCCUACUACUCAGUCUGCUUUCUCUUACACCAAAAUGUCGAAGAGACACAGACACCUCACAGAUGCAGUAGCUUAUUGUAUUGCAAAAGACAUGCUACCAAUAAGCACUGUUAAAUUUCAUUUUUUUUAUAUUUUGAUAUAUAUCGAUAUCGACUGAUAUGAAAAAAAUAUAUCAUGAUAAAAUUUUUCCCAUAUCACCCAGCCCUAGAUACAAUCAUAUUACAGUUACAAAAAAGAAACAAAUGUAUUUUACUUAAUUAACAAUUUAUCAUAUUAACUUAACACGAAAACUUUGGCUUGGUUAAAUAUUGCCACUAGGGGCUUCUAGGUUUCUGCUAAGCCAUCUAUAACGAUCAAAAUAAUCAAGUACAAGCUGAAUUAUAUGAUUAAAAUAAUCAUGUUAAAUUCCUUAAAGACAUUCACAUAACAUGUUUCAUGCAUAUUUCCUUUAUGGAUCUAUGAAAUAGAGAAAUAUAUGAGGUUUAUUAGAUCUCAGAACAGGACUAUUAUUUAUGCCUGAAGCAGUAAUAAACUGUGUUAUCCUGUUUAAUUUCAGAAGCCAUAUAUAACUUUAGGUUUAUGUACACUCUUAAUAUGCCAUAAAUCAGGAUGGGGGAAAGUGUGAUCUUAAAAAACAAAGUGUCUGUAUUGGCCUUAUGACCAUAGCCAAUCAGACAGUGGCGAUUUAAUUGAUCUAUUUCUUCUAUUGAAUUGUUUGUUUAACACACUGCCAAACCCCAGCAUGAAAAUGUCUGAACUGACAGGAAGAAAUCUUUGUCCCUUCUUUUCUUGACUUCUUGCCUACACCCUAACAUUCAGGUGCUGGUAUUUUUUGCAAAUGUUGGAGACAAUUGGUGUCAGACAAACCAAUAUCUAGUUGUGCUGAUGUUAACAUUAUGCCUACACAUGUUCAAAAUAUGUUCUUGAACGCACUGAUGGUUUUUUGCUUUGUUUCCACAGGAGUGUCGCAUUGCACAUCCAAUAGUGAAGUGCACAUACUGCAGGUCUGAGUUUCAGCAGGAAAGGUAAGAUAUAUACACCCUGUCAUAAAACACACAUGUGAAUUUUAACAACAAACAAUUUAUUUAAAUUUUUUUUUUUUUUACAUUUAUUGUGGAUUAAAACCUUGUUUGUCUUUAUAGUAAAACUAACACAAUCUGCAAGAAAUGUGCUCAGAACGUCAAACAGUUUGGAACAGUGAGUAACAAGUUUUUCCUGUUUCUUUUGUCCUUAGGUGUCAAUAAGUUGUACUCACUUGAUACCGUUUAAUGUUGAGUCACGUCUGAACUUUGUCUUUUGCUGUCUUUCAAGCCCAAACCCUGUCAGUACUGUAACAUCAUCGCAGCUUUCAUCGGGACGAAGUGUCAGCGUUGUACCAACUCAGAGAAGAAAUAUGGACCUCCACAGACCUGUGAGCAGUGCAAACAGCAGUGUGCUUUUGAUCGCAAGGAGGAGGGAAGAAGAAAGGUAUAAAUCUCACACACACAGAGGUCCAAUCUAAAACCGCCCCUACACACUUGCCCUUCACUACCGAGUGUCACCCGUAAUGAAGUUACACUUGCAGUUAAGGAGUGCGCCUCAGUUGAAAUGGGGGAGUAUAAACAAGACGGGCGUGUAUGGGACGCCCCCUCACUCCACCGGAAAACAGAAAAAUUCUUCACCAUAGCAACACGCAGAGCGUCCUGUGCAUGGCAGUGUUUCUUUUCUUAGUAAACGGGCAUCAUGUACAGUUCUGAGCCGCACUGGCUGCCUCGUUUUUUCAUUGUCCCAGUAAAAUCAUAAAUCCAGCAACCAUCACAGUGACGGGAGCUAAAUUGUAGUGCGGAAGUGUGCACCAGUGCAGACUCGCUAGUGAAGGGCUAAACACUCAGAGUGCAGAGGGAACACUCCCCCUCUGCACUCUGUGGUUUGGGAUGACCUUCAAUAUGGCGGAGCCUCCGGAGGGGGAGUGUGUGUGGGGCGGUUUGGGAUUGGACAGUAGAGUCUUAUUCAACAGUCGGUAUCUCUCAGCGAGCCUUCAAAACCACUGACUUGGCCCUGUGUCACAGGUGGAUGGCAAACUGCUGUGCUGGCUCUGUACUCUCUCCUACCGCCGCGUCCUUCAGAAGACCAAGGAGCAGAGGAAGGGCUUUGGCUCCUCCAACUCUUCAUCCCUGAAUGAGAAAGACCACCACUCCAGACCUCACCAUCAUCACCACCACCACCAACAUAGACACAGCAGUUCUCAUCACAAGUAUGUCAGUUUUGUCACUUCUUACUGUUUAAUCCCCAAGGCAACCAGUCACUACAGGGGAAAAGUGUAUGUCUGAGUUAUUUUGCUGUCUAAACAAAACCGAUUAUUCGAAAACUAGACUCACAAGUACAUUUUCUCCACAGGCUGAGUGGGAGCUUGAGUCCAGAACAAGAGCAGGGACUGUGGAAGCAGAGGUAAAACUUUCAUACCAAAUUCACCAUCAUUGCACUAAAUCUGAGAACAAUAUUGUGUUUGAGUUUGGGGACAUGUUUCUCAUUGUAGCUCUUGAUUUUCUGUGCAGCCAUAAGUCGUCUUCGAUCCAGAAGGAGACUCCAAAGAAGAAACCAAAACUGGAGAUGAAGCCAUCAAACGGGGACAGGUGUGGAAAGUGUUGUCAUAUUUGGGAAAAGGCCAAAUCAUGGUAUUUUAAAUGUAACUAUGUAUAACUUAAAUUAGAGUUAACCUUUUUAUUUUUCUCCCCUUAGUAGUUCCAUCACCCAGUCAAUGGACUCUGGAGGAACAGACAACUUCAUCCUCAUCAGCCAGCUGAAAGAGGAGGUGAUGUCUCUGAAGAGACUUCUACAGCAAAGGGAUCAGACGAUUUUAGAGAAGGACCGAAAGGUAUGUCCCCACAGCCUUACCAAAGCUGUCUCACUUGUGGUUAGUUGUAUUUGUUCCUUGUAUUGAUUGUUAUCCUCUUUUAGCUCACAGAGCUCAAAGCUGACUUUCAGUACCAAGAGUCCAACAUGAGAGUGAAAAUGAACCAAAUGGAGAAAUCGCACAAAGAGUCAAUGGAGCAACAGCAGGUAUGAGAGUGUGUGUACAGAUGCCACAAAAGUGUGUAAAAGUGAGCAUUUGAUUGACAGUUUCAACAUCAUGAGGGUGGAACUGUUUGUGGCAGACUUUGCAGGUAUUGGUUUUCCUUUUCUUUGAAUGGACUCCUGCUCAUUAGCAGGAUCUAAAAUCUAGAAUAAUAUGGUAAUUAAAUACUAAAUUCGCUACAAAUAAGCCAUGGCUAGAAACCUGUGUACAUGGCAUUUACUUUGUUCCCACUGCGAAGAGAUGUCUCACACAUUUGUCCAGGACAGUGUAUUCUCACAUCGGUUUAUCUAAUCUGUAGAAAGAGUCGACUAAAAAUUUGUAUCUCUCUUACUAUUUGAAAUAAGUGUUUACCAGUUUAUAGACUGACAGACACUACAUUGACCAUAUAUGUGCCAGUGUGAUACACGGAUGAGUCACGUGUCGCUUAAGUUUGUUGUCAGUUGUUAAGGAUAUGGUUGGUGCACAAGUUGAACAAUUUCUUGUUAAACUCCACGGGGUUUACUUGGUGUUGCUUUGAUUUUGAUUUUGUUGUUGUGACUUUGUGGUAGGGGAUUUAUGCAAUAAAUAAGGGGAAUUUUUUAGUGAAGGGAAAAUAUUUAAACUUACGUCAUGCGGGUAAAGACUCUUCUGCUCGAAUCUGGAUGGCCAAUCUUAUGAAACCUGUUCUAAAGCUAAUUUUCAUUUUUCAUGUCUGUCCCUCUUGUGUUUCCACAGUCCAAGAACAGGGAGUUGAUGAAACAAGUAGCUGCCCUCUCCAAAGGAAAAAAGUUUGACCGGACAGGAAGUUCUCUGCUGCUCCCCUAACAAAAGGCCGGCCAGCGGGUAACAACACAGAGCGGCUUCAUUGUUUAACACUGUGAAAGUCUCCCUCCUGUGUUCCCUCAUUGCCAUUGACAUCGAUAAAAACUUAAUUGGGUAAAGCCGGAAACCAUGUUGUACAUGGUGAAACAACUGUUCAAUCAAAGAAACCUUUCUCUAAAUAUCGACCUAUUUUAGAUAUUUUACGGCGACUUUUCCACCGGAUCACAGGAUGUGACUUUGGAUGGAGGAUGGAGCCCUUGUUUCUAACACUGCCGGGCCAAAACAAAAAAAAAGCAUGGUGUGCAUAUGUGGAUAUCAUUCUGUCGACUCAGUGUAUCCACUGAAUUUUUAUGGAUGUCAUGCAAUUUAUUUAUUCAACUGUAUUUCCUAGCUUUUUUAUUUCCUCACAACAUACUGAGAGAAUAUCCCACAUUUUGGGGUUUUCUUCCAUAGGGAUUAGUUCUAUUUUUAUAAAUCGGUUGUGAAGGAGAAGUUUUCCUUCAUGGAGGCCCUGUGCAACUUUAUGAUGUAUGCAAAUGUGGGAAGGGUGACCACUGAGCUGCUGCUCAACAGGAGAGAACUCUCUCAGUAACAAUUCAUAAAUCAACCAAUGAACACUCGGACAGGCUGUCUGGUAGAGCGACACCUCUCGGCUGCCCUCUCUCUCACUGUGUGACAGCUGUAGUGCUUUGCUGUUUCUCUUAAAUGGAACGAUUGUAAUACUGCAUGAUUUUACUGCCAGACACCGGUUGGCAUUGUGGUCAGACUUCUUCUUUUUUCUCCCUUUUAAUUAGUUUUCUAAGAAUCACUUGUAAAUGUAAUACUGGGGUCAGCCAUUGUAUUUAAACUAUUGCUUGUAUCUGUUUUAGUGAGUACAGUAUGUGUAUGGUAAGGCCAGUUGAAAUUAACAUGUGUGUAGAUGAUGCUUUUUACAGGAACACACCUUUCACCUUGCAUUAUUGGGCUGGUUUCAUACUGUGGCGUCCAGGAUCACUUUUGUACUUUUUUCCAAACCAACUGUUUUAAAACUAUUAAAACUGGCUAAGCUGUU
Molecule: messenger RNA, 7216 nt
Organism: Xyrichtys novacula (pearly razorfish)
Lineage: Eukaryota; Metazoa; Chordata; Actinopteri; Labriformes; Labridae
Source: the annotation of a GenBank genome assembly